Messenger RNA from Serendipita indica DSM 11827, 1680 nucleotides. NCBI's taxonomy places the organism in Eukaryota, Fungi, Basidiomycota, Agaricomycetes, Sebacinales, Serendipitaceae. The record is from the annotation of a GenBank genome assembly.
AUGGCCACUCAACAACGAGCAUGUCUUGUUAGGAGAUUGCAGCAAUUCUCGAAUACCGCGAGAGACGAUACAAGCAAACCAGAGGGAGCAAACGGUCUCAAGCUCAGACAUUGGUCGAAAGUACCGUUCAAGGAUGGGGCAAACGACGAGGAGGAUGAAUACAUGAACUCACAAGAGAAAGAUGCCAUGGCUCAAGACGACGGGCCUUAUCCGUUUGCAAAGUAUACACCCAAAGUCGACAUUGUUUACAGUUACACGGACGAAGAGUACGCGGCGCAUCUCGAAGACUCUGCUGAGUCGGGCUGGACAAAGGCAGAAACAGAUUAUCUAUUUGUGCUGCUUCAUGAAUACAAGCUACGUUUUUACAUUGUCUUGGAUCGGUACGAGUACCAAGGCACAGAGGAGCAACCGGCAAUCAAGCGAGAACUUGAAGACCUAAAAGGUCGCUACUACAGCAUUGUUCGCAAACUUAUUCGUGCACGUGCCGGAGAUGAUCCAGAAAAGGUCAAGGCAGGCGAAAGCCUUCUGCUACAGUAUGGAUUCGAUUAUGCGCAAGAGAAAGCCCGUCGUCAGCAUGUAGCUGCACUUUGGGAUCGAACGCCACAGCAAAUGGCGGAAGAGACCAUCCUCUACACAGAAAUUCUUCGACUUUCGCAAACUUCUACCGUCUUUACUGCCCAGCGCAAUGCCCUACUUCGUUUACUUGCUGGCAUCGAGUCCGGGCUGCCCGACAUUGCCACUCGCGAUGACCGUUUAACACCCCUCAACCUGGAUCCACAGAUACGAGGUGUCAAAGGAGGUCCCUGGGGCAACGCUCUUGGUGGCCUCAACAGCGCUGCCAGCAGGAAGAAACGAGGUGGUCCUGCUGGACACAGUAUUGACUGGAAUGAUAGUCCAACGCACUCCAGUAUGCUCAUUUCCCUCAAUUCUGCCGGCGCAUCUGGGCAAAGGCAGCAACUGCCUCCUGCUCAGCAGGCCGAAUUUGAUGCAAAACACUACAUCUAUCGGGCCCCUGUAGGGUCUGCACUCAUCAACCCUAAGAAUACACACACCGCGGUCCAUGCCCGUUCCUCGAAAUUCCCCGUUCCGAAACCUAUCCUUGCAUCCCAUCUUCAGGCUGCGCACAUGAGUCCACCAGAUGGGCAAUCUCAACCUCCUGCAACAAUCUUCUCCAAGCUGGACCUGUAUCCGACCAAGCUGGCCAUGCCGACCAAAGAAAAUAUCGAGCUCAUCGAGCGUGUAUUUGGAGCCGCUACGCAAUUAAUCGAAGUUCAGAAGCAACUCGAAAAAGUAGAAGCCGACCUUGCAAAAGAGAAGCAACGUCUAGGACCCUCUGCGGCGUCUGCUGCGUCGAACAUCGCGUCGGGACAGAAUACGGUCCCUCUCGCACCCAAGUCUAUAACUGUCGCACCGAGUGCGAGUGGGACAGCAGGAUCAGAAGAUAUCUCCAUGCAGGCAGCGGAUGGGGCUACGGGGGAGCGAGGAGCUUUGGAGGUCAACGACACGGCUAGCGCCGGAGACAAUGAGAACGACGAGGACUAUGAGGACGAAGGCGAUGCGACGGGUGACGGUGACGGAGAGGAUGACGAUGCAAUGGAAGGGGUCGAGAAUGCGGCGAAUAAUGCGAGCGGCCGCACCGCGUCGCGCAAACGGAGUAGGUCCGCUUCUUCCUCUGAAUAG